AUGGGUUUGAAUGCAAAGGAAAUUUCACUUCGUUUGUGCAAAAUGAUUGUGGCUUUUUGCAACACAAGCUACGCAUUUGUUCAGAAGCAUCCAGUAGUGUCUGGUGUUUUCUCAGUCUCCUUCAUCCUCUACAUAUUCCUCUCUUACAUUUACAGCUUCCUGGUUUACUUGUCCCCAUUUAUUGUAGUCACUGCCAUUUUCAUCAGAAUAUUCUGGAGUUCUGAGCAACCCCAGCUGAGAUAUGUCAAAAGAGAGAGGAGAAGGAGUGACUUGAAGCAUUCGAGGCUCGCCGGCAAGUAUUGCAGAAGUGACUUUGUUCUUGACAGAUACUAUACCUAUUCCUCACAUUAUAACACGAGUAGAAGAAAAAGUUGCAGAGACAAGAAAUGGGGUUUGCAUGGCGGUAAUACUGAAUUUGACAAUGCUGUUUCUGAGAUAAAUUCAGAGAACAAAGGCCAUAACUCUCUUGACAGAUCUAGAGAUGGUUCUUCUGAUCAUUGCUUGCCUGCCAAGAAAUCUGCGAGUCCUAGUCGGCAAACCUUGCGCUCUGAGCCUUCAAUGAGUGACUUGGUGCAUUUUGGUAUCAUGGAAGGAAUUAAAGAAGAUGAGAAUGAAGGGCAAAAGGAUGAUGAUGAUAGGAUUAAAGAUGUAGUAGGCUGGCCAAAGAAUGAUAAGAAAGAUUCCAUGGAUCUCGGAUUUUCAGAGUUAGAAAGAAAAUGUAGGAUGGAGAGUCUCAUUGCCAACAGUAGAGCAAGACAAGAAUUGAAGAUGCAGCUUGAGAAAGGUGUGAAUCCAACUCAUCAUCUUGCUCCUGUGCUUGUAACAAGAAACAACAGUUUUAAAGGUUUAAGGAGAUUUGGAGUUGAUGGAAGAGAAUUGCCUGAUUCUGCACCAUCCAUAAUUCGACCCUCAAGGACUUUUAACUUUCUCUAUAAUUCGUCUCAGGAGAAACCUACUUUCCAUCAAGAAUCCACUCUAGGGAACCAGAAAGACAAGGCAAUCUCCAGGCAUCAAAGCUUUAAUUUAGGCAGAUUUAGAAGAUUUCCAGAUAAGGGAAAGGGAAGCCAUGACAGGUUAAUUGAGCAAUUGUUCUCCAAAAGUGGCAAUUUUGACAGUGAUGGAAGUGGUUUGAAAUCUCCCAAACCACAAAGCAAUUCCAAGGAACCUGAUAGGAAUAAUGGGUCUGCAGGAACUGAUCAGAAUGUCUCAAGUUUUCAAAGAGAUGGACUUUCAGAGAAGCCAGAACCAAGAGUUCAACAUAUGCCUCCAGAAAAAUUACUCCAAUUUCCAAUAUCUAAUAGCACUAGUAUAAAUGAAUCUCUGUUCAAAUCUCUUGCUGCUCCCAUUGAGAAGAACCAUGAAAAUAUGUUCUACGCUGGGAGGCAAAUUCGUAAAACUCCAACACAAUCCAUAGCUUCUGACUUACAAGUAGAGGUUUCAGAAGUUGGUUCACCAACAAAAGCACUUAACGACUCCAUUUUAAGCUCAGAAGAAGAAUCUUCAGUAUAUGAUGGGGAUAAUGAGAAAGACUAUUCAUCUGGAAGUGAAGAUAUCUGGGGAAACUCAGUCCAUGUGAGAGAUGUACAUGGAAUUGGUGAUUUUGAGGGUACUCCAAAAGCAAUCAUUAACUCCAAUAAGGAUGUUCUCUCACCAUGUCCCUUGCAAGAGAUAGAUGAAGAAAAUUCAGCUGAUGUGAGUUCAGUGUCAUCGACAUGUGAGUUACCUGGAGACACGCCGACUUGUGCGGUAAGUUAUGAUCAGGACCUUUUUGGUGAUAGGAGAGAAACCGUGGUGCAAAACGAAACAGCUCAGCCUUUGAAUUCUUUAGAUGUUCCAUCUUCCCAAGCAAACUCAGAAAGAUUAGAGGAAUGGGGUAACCUUUAUGAGAAUUACACGAAGAAGGAAGAAGAUGAUGCUAUAGAUAUGAAUGACUCAGCAACAAUGGACAAAGAUCACACAGAUAACAAGACUGCGCAUCAAAAAUCAAUGGCUGAUAUCUCUGAUCAAUCAAAUUUGUCCUUUCCACCAAAGGCUGUGUUACCAAAGAAGAACCCAACAGAGGAAGUUCGACAAUCUAAGAUGCAGGAUAUGGCAAAAACAACUUCAAGCGGUGAACACCAUUCACAGACAAGUCAUGCUGAUGAAGCUAUGUCAGACAUUGAAGCCAAGAAAGAUGCUCAAGAUAAUUCUGCUCAUUUGGCAGAAAAAGAAGCCAUUGAUUUAACAAAAGUAGCAGCCGGAACAAGCAGUGCAAACAUUCCCACGGGAGAAAAGGUUCCAUGGAGUAAAGAGAAAGAAGUUGAAUCCCAAACAUUGGUGAACCAGGAUUCUUCUGCAGAAACACGUAUGAAUGCUAAAGCAAUGGAUUCAAGAGCUUCCAUCAAUGUUGAGGGGAAACAUGAUGAUUCAAAGGAGAAUGAAGCCAUUUUUUGGUCCAGAUCAGAAACUGAACAUUCUAAAAAACCUAGACGAGUAAUUCAACCUGAGAAUUUUAUGCCAAAUAUGAAACAUGGCGAACUUUCUCAUGAAGACGAGCCUCACAAGAUGCAACAUUAUAGAAGUGGCUAUUUAACCACAUAA
Messenger RNA from Neltuma alba, 2580 nucleotides. RefSeq lists its product as uncharacterized. The transcript is spliced from 5 exons. Lineage: Eukaryota; Viridiplantae; Streptophyta; Magnoliopsida; Fabales; Fabaceae. The record is from RefSeq and is a predicted model, not a curated record. The coding region runs from base 1 to 2580 and encodes 859 amino acids.